UUUAUUUUAAUUUUUGCGUUUUCUUUGGAACCAGUACGUUUUCUUUGGAACCAAAAUACUGGAAAGUGUGAUGCUGUGAUUUUCCUUUCAUUUUAAUUUCACUUCCAUCAGUUUCGUUUCUUAGCAACCAAACAGGAUUCGUUCAUUUUUGUUCUUUCGGCUAUUUUUCUUUUCUGGGAAAUCGGGAAAAUAGUCGUUCUACAGGAACACAAAUCCUUGAAGAUGAGUGGGGUUUUAAAAUUUUUCUUGAUUUCUUGAAUGUUUGUAGGAUUGAGAUUGCGGAAAUUAUAGAAGAUCGAAUUGGGUGUGUGGAUGCUGUCGGAUUAGGGAAAAGCCAGGUCUAUAUAAUCUCCUUCAAGAACCAGGGAAAAGGGAUACCAAGGCACUGAACAUAGGAAAGCAAAGACCACUGCUCAACCGGCCUGAUAGACUCCUUGGCUUAAUCGAGGUCCAGACAACAUCAUCUUUAUAGAGCCUCAAAUAAGAGAUCAGUAUUGAAGACAGGAAAUUUCUUUUAUGUGCUAUAGACAGCUCUUCAAUUGAAGAUUCACAGAUGAAGAAGCUAUUCUUCUUUAGAUCUUCUGCACCAAACAGUGGAAACAGCAAUGCAGUCCCUCAACCGGCGACUGAUAAGCAAGUUUAUUGGGAGAAUCCAUCAGAAACUGGAAUGAACAGUGACAAGGUCGAGAACAGUUAUAGAAACCCCAAGGGUUUGUUCUCAAAAGCUCAGAAACACACAUCUGAAAGUCAGAGCUCAGGACCUUCAGCUCUUAGGCGGAGCCGCUCAUUCUCAUCACCAGCUUUUCAUGGUGGUGGGUUGGAACCAAGGAAUUGGUCCUGUUUGAGUGAUCAAAGCAGAUCUCCCAGCAGUAAUACUAGUGUUCAACCUCAUUCAUCUCGUCGUUGUACUCCUGAAAGGCAAUCCAAGGGAAAACAAUUUGAAGCAGAAGUUAUGAGGAAUGCACAUGGAUUAGAGAGGCCUGGUUCAGCUGGUUCUUCCAGAGCUGGCAAUGAUUUCUCUGAGAGCUCAUCAUUUUGUUCUAGUAAUGUCUCAGGUAAAGUUUUGGACCGGUUCAUUGAUGGAGAACAGCAACAGGAAAUGAGCAGGCUGAAGAACAGUUAUUCUCAAAAGAACCAUGCUGGGAAUGGAAAUGGUGGAGGGAGGCGUCCACCACGAGUUCAAUACACGGCACCCACUUCACCAACUGAUAGUAUGAAAGAGAACCCAAGGUCCUGUUUGUUUGGAGAAACAGUAGGAACGCGCCUUUACUUUUCAUCUAGAGAUUGGGCGGAGAAUGGGUUUGGACAUGAAUCUCCACGGAAACUUGCGAAGAAUGUAAUUGAGAGGCUCUCCCAGAGCCAUGUUUUGCACAAAACAAGUUCAACAAAUUAUGAUUCUGAUAUUCCGAUCACUAUUGAAGAUAUCUAUGGUGAAUCCUUGAAUGGAUGCCCUGGUUCAAAUUCAGAUGGGGUUGCCCAAAAAGUUUACCCAUUGGAUGGACCUUAUGAAGCAAUUGAUGGGUAUGAUGGGAAGAAUUUCUCAGGUUCUCAUAAACAAAAUAAUUUUCUUGCUGACAAUUGUGGGUGUUGGAACCAUGCUGAAACUAAAGAUGACAUGGAUGUUGAGUUGCAUAGAGCUUCUAAGGAAGCUGAGGAGAGAGUUGCAUUACUUUCUGAAGAGCUUGAGCAGGAGAGCUUUCUUCGGGAUGGUGGGUUCGGGUUGCCAGCACUGAUUCAGACAAUUAGAGACCUAACAGAGGAAAGGAUGAACUUGGCACUCGAGGUUUCAAGCCUUCUACAGCAUCGAAUUGCUGAGAGGGCUGCUGCCAAAGAAGAACUCAAAGUGGCAAAGGCAGAACUGGAUGCAAGAACACGAAGACUUGAGAGAGAGAAGAACGAGUUGCAGUCUGGAUUGGAGAAAGAAUUGGACAGAAGAUCAAGCGAUUGGUCAUUCAAGCUUGAGAAAUAUCAGUCAGAAGAGCAGAGGCUUCGUGACCGCGUAAGGGAGCUUGCAGAGCAGAAUGUUUCACUUCAAAGAGAAGUCUCUUCCUUUAAUGAGAGGGAAGCAGAGAGCAGAAGAUUGAUAACAUAUUCAGAAUCACAAACGAAGGACCUGACUGCAAGGGCAAAGGAGACAAUGGAGAAGAAUCAAGGACUACAGCAAAAUCUUUCUGAGCUAAAAGAGAAGUACAGAGCAGCAGAAGAAGAUCGAGAUUGCUUCAAAAGAAAUUAUGAAGAGAAAGAGGAGGAGGGGAAGGAGUUACACAAAUCCAUUACAAGGUUACUGAGAACAUGCAGUGAACAAGAGAAGACAAUUGAUGGGUUGAGACAGGGACUAAGUGAGGCAAUUGGGAAGAAUGAUAAGCAAAUUGGAAAAUUGCAAAGUGAGCAGAUGAGAUUAACAGGAGUAGAACAGGCUUUAAGAAGGGAGGUGGAAUCUUACAGGCUUGAAAUUGAUUCUCUUCGCCAUGAGAAUAUUAGCCUAUUGAGCCGUCUAAAAGGCAAUGGGAAAGAGGGCGCUUAUUUUACUUUCAAGCUAGAUCAGGAACUUUUGACCCGUAUUUGCUGCUUGCAAAAUCAAGGGCUGUCCUUGCUCAAUGAGAGCACCCAACUAUGUUCGAAGUUACUGGACUUUAUCAAGGGGAAAGCACGGCAAAUUGUAGAAGCUAAGCAGGGCAUAGAAGUUAUCAAUAAAGGCUUGGAUGGACAAUUUGUUGUCGAGUCUGGCAUGAAAAUCCAGGGUUUCAAGCGUGGAAUAGAAAGUUUAACUAGGAGUUUGCAGACAAUGUCUGCUUUGCUGCAUGAAAAGCCCAAUCCUGCUUUCAAGCCUCGAUCACAGAGCGCAGAGGAUGAUAGAUUAAAUCAACUAAAUGAACAAACCUCGGAGGAUAUUAUAAAAUUUGAACUCAAAGCAGAAGCUUUGCUAACAAAUUUAUUACGAGAAAAGCUAUAUUCUAAAGAGUUGGAAGUUGAGCAAUUAAGAGCUGAGCUUGCAGCAGUGGUAAGAGGUAAUGACAUCCUCAGAACUGAAGUCCAAAAUACACAGGAUGACCUUUCCUGCGCAACACACAAAUUGAAGGAUCUUGAGCUUCAGAUGCCGAAGAAGGAUGAGAAUAUAAAUCGCCUUCGAACUGACUUCGAAGAAUCCACAAAGCAAUUGACCAUCAUGAAGGGAAUACUCUCCAAAGUGUCUGGGGAGAGAGAUCUGAUGUGGGAGGAAGUCAAGCAAUGCAGUGAGAAGAACAUGCUACUGAAUGCUGAGGUUAACGUACUGAAGAAGAAGAUAGAGGCACUUGAUGAAGAUUUACUUUUGAAAGAAGGUCAGAUUACCAUUCUUAAAGACAGCCUAGGCAACAAACCUUUUGACCCCUUUGCUAGUCUUGAUUCGACGCGAGAAUUCCUGCUGGAGUAAUUAACAGAGGUCGGAGGCUUUUCUGUUGGAUAAAGUUAACUAAACUGUUCAUAGCCUUACACUUUUUGUUUGUGUUUCUGGGGUUCCUUUUGUUUUUUUUCUCUUAUACUCCCCCUUCUCGUAUCAUUGAAAUCUUUGAUGAGUAAGAAGUGGAAAUAUACCAGGAUUCUUUUGUAAUCUGUUUCUAUAAUUGUAGUUGGGCUUCCCUGUUUGCUGAAAAUCCAGAUGAACGCAGUCUUGUUAUUGUGUUAACGGAGUUGAUAAUUUGUUUUCAGGAAUUUAUCCACUGUAAAGCUUUUGUUUUAUUCCUUCUG
Messenger RNA from Vitis vinifera (wine grape), 3726 nucleotides. RefSeq lists its product as uncharacterized. NCBI's taxonomy places the organism in Eukaryota, Viridiplantae, Streptophyta, Magnoliopsida, Vitales, Vitaceae. The coding region runs from base 554 to 3412 and encodes 952 amino acids. The record is from RefSeq and is a predicted model, not a curated record. The transcript has 7 exons.